Capsella rubella is the source of this 909-nucleotide messenger RNA. RefSeq lists its product as uncharacterized. The coding region runs from base 22 to 642 and encodes 206 amino acids. The record is from RefSeq and is a predicted model, not a curated record. The transcript is spliced from 3 exons. NCBI's taxonomy places the organism in Eukaryota, Viridiplantae, Streptophyta, Magnoliopsida, Brassicales, Brassicaceae.
CCGAAACCCUGAUACACACACAUGGCUUUUAGACGACCACUGAUACUAAUCGUCCUUUUCAUCGCUUUAACCGCCGGCGUUAAAAUCGCCACCGCGGAUGACCCGGUUCCGAUGCCAUGGCCACACCAGUUCCACGCGUUAAUGUUUAUGAAUUACUCCGGAGAUCUCUCGAUGAUUGACCUUUGGUACGACUGGACCAACGGUCGUAACUUCAAUAUCAUCCAGGAGCAGCUCGGUGGCAUUACCUACGACCUUGAAUGGAACAAUGGUACCUCCUUCCUCUACACUCUCGACGAGUCAAGAUCGUGCCGCUCAGCUCAGCUCGAGGUUGGAAUCCUGCGACCAAACUGGCUAGAUGGAGCCAAGUAUCUAGGUCAAAGAAAUGUUAGUGGGUUUCUCUGUAAUGUAUGGGAGAAAGUAGACUUUAUAUGGUACUAUGAGGAUGUUGCAACCAAGAGACCCGUCCAAUGGAUCUUCUAUACAGGGAGAGAGGCUCAUAUAAUGACAUAUGAGGUCGGUGCGGUCCUAGAGGAUGAGAAGUGGCAAGCACCGGUCUAUUGUUUCGACAAGGAGAAGAAGAGUUCAUCUACAAAGGGAGCUUUGAGAGAAUUUAGAGGAUACAAAGAAAAGGCUGCUUUGUAAUGUUAAUUAACGAGAGACCUUCUUUUUCUUCUAGAGGAUCAAUCAGGAGGAGCAAAAGAGUGAAUAAAUGGGGACUACGGUUACUUAUGAACAGUAGUAUAGUCGUUGUAAACCUUUUCUUUUACUCGUUUCAGUUGAGAAAAUUUGUCUCCAGUUCGAGUAAAUUUGUUUUUUGGUUUGGUUUCUUACUUCGAAAUUUUAGACAUAUGUAAAUGUUGUUUUAGUCAGUAACUUUGUUAAGAAAGUAUGAGACAGUGACUUAUCAGC